AUGUCUCCCCAUUCAAAGGCGACGGCAGAACAGGACGAGACAUCGCACGACCCUACCGCCGUGAGCAACCCGUCCAGCGUCACGGGCAGACUGUGCACUUGGAUCCACGACAUCACCAUCGACUCGAUCCCCGACGACGUGGUGCGGCGCGCAAAGUACCUGAUCCUCGAUGGCAUCGCCUGCGGCCUGGUCGCCGCGCACCUCCCCUGGUCCGAGAUCGCGGCGCGCGCCAUCUUCAACAUGGAGCCCGAGGGCCAGUGCACCGUCAUCGGCUGGGGUGGCGUCAACAAAAAACUGUCCCCGCUCGCAGCGAGUAUCUUGAACAGCACCUUCAUCCAGGGCUUCGAGCUCGACGACUACCACUCCACGGCGCCGUUGCACUCGUGCUCCAUUCUCGUCCCCGCGCUGUUCGCCGCCGUCGAGGCGGACACUUCGUACACCUUCUCGGGCCAGGACUACCUCAGGGCGUUUAUCGUCGGCUGCGAAGUCGGGCCUCGAGUCGGACUGGCCCUCCAUGGCGCUGACCUCCUCUCUCGUGGCUGGCACUCGGGUGCCGUACAAGGACCCUCGGCGUCUGCCGCGGCAGUGUCCUCCCUUCUGGGCUUGCCGCCUGGACAUGUGGAGUCCGCGCUGGGGAUAGCCUGCACACAAGCAGGAGGCCUGAUGUCGGCGCAGUUCGGCUCCAUGGCCAAACGCAUGCAACACGGGUUCGCGUCGCGCAACGGGCUCUUUGCCGCCCUGCUCGCCAAGGAAGGGUACACGGGGAUCCAGGAGGUUUACGAGACGCCGUACGGCGGGUUUUUGUCCAUGUUCUCUGAAGGAGUGACCAAGUUCACGCUCAAGUCCCUCCCUGACGAGCUGGUCAGCGGGCUCGGCGAGAGGUGGGAACUGCAGGGGAUCCGGAUCAAGCUGCACGCGGCCAUGGCAGCGCUGCACGGGACGAUCGACUGCAUCGAGAAGCUGCAGCGGGAGCACGAGUCGCUCUUCGCGGCCGACAACCUGGACAAGAUCGAGGCCAUUACGACGCAGCACUCGAAGCCGGCCUUUGAGCACGGCGGCUGGACCGCCCCGCCGGACAAGCCGCUGACCCCGACGGCCGCGCAGAUGUCGAUUCAGUACGCCGCCGCGGCGCAGCUGGUCGACCGCACGGUGCUGAUGGCGCAGUUCGGCGCCGACCGGCUCAACCGCCCUCAGCUGCGCGCGCUCAUGGCCAAAAUCACCCCGACGCACAACCCAGAGUUUGAUAGCGACCGGCGCAAGGGGUGGCGGACCGUGGUGACGGUGCGGUUUUCAAGCCAAGAAACGGUCGAGGCCACGGUCGAGGGCCCCAAGGGCAUCAUGCCCCCCGCGACCGACGAGGAUAUUGUGACAAAGUGGCGCAUGCUGGUGCAGGACUUGCUCGACGAGGAGCGAAGGGAGCAGAUCGAAAAUUGCGUUUUGGGGUUGGACACGCUGGGCGACGUGAGAGAGUUGAUUGCCUUGUUGGAGGGCGCGGUUGGGUGUCCUAUCGUUGUCUGA
Messenger RNA from Fonsecaea nubica, 1518 nucleotides. RefSeq lists its product as hypothetical. Gene Ontology annotation, molecular function: lyase activity. The record is from RefSeq and is a predicted model, not a curated record. The transcript has a single exon. Lineage: Eukaryota; Fungi; Ascomycota; Eurotiomycetes; Chaetothyriales; Herpotrichiellaceae. The coding region runs from base 1 to 1518 and encodes 505 amino acids.